AUGGCGGAGAUAAAAUUACAAGAGUUGAACGACUUGUUCCUUGGAACGAACAAGAUUCUUGAGCCUGAUGUGGUCUCGGAGCUUCAAUCCAUUAUGCAGAUGCAUUCCCUAACCGCCCAGGACCUGUACUUCAAAUGGGAGUCGUACUGCAUCAAGAUGGAUAUGGAUGGGAGAAGCCCAUCCGUAGAUGACCUUCGAGCACUCAAACAAGACAUUCUAGAUGCUUUGGAACGAAAUAACCGGACGCAUCAGGUUCAUGUCAAGUCAGAGAAGCGCCUCGGGGGGGCAACUCGUACUACUGCCAAAGGUGAUUCAGGCGUCUAUAGAAUGUUGGAGGGGAUGGUUCCUCAUGCCCUUGGCAGCAGGAGUAUUAAUAAUAAUGCUUCCCAAAGGCGGGACCAGCUUGAGGGCCCUUCCGUAACGCGGGUCAGAACCAACAUCUCCGGUAUCUCUCCUGGCCAGAAGACCCCUCUGCGGACCGGAAUCCAACUAAAAUCUGUCACUGCCUAUUCCAUACUAAGACAUACCAGAGAUGCCUCUGUUAACGAUCGCCGCAACCCCGGCGAAGUUUUGGAGGUAUUGAAUGGCCACCUCGACCUACCUGAGUCGCCUGUGGUGCCUUACGGAGAGUCGCGGAUCAAGCUUACCGCAACCUCAGACCAGAGAAAGUUGGGCUACAAAACCCUGGCGAUGAAGUCUUCAGAAGCAUCCGAGAUCCUCGACGACCGGAUCGAUGGAUUCGAAGCUAUGAUCAAACGGGGUCAAAAUAUUGACGAGAGCGAAUUUGGCAGUGCAGCUAGCCAAGGCACUACGGGAAUUGUUGCCGUGGGUCGUAUCGCGUCGGAUUCUUCUGAAGGCAAACUUAACGUCGCGUCUCUGGUCCUGGAGACGUCGAGGCACACUGGAGGAGGUUUAAGGGUACCUCUUAAUUUGCAGAAACUGAACGGCCGCUACCAGUUUUUCCCAGGACAGAUUGUUGCGUUUAGGGGUAUAAACACGUCGGGUCGCGAGUUCAUGGUCCAAGAGGUACUCGCAAUGCCUUUGCUGCCUAGUGCUGCAUCCACACCAGCAGUUAUCGAGACGCACCGAGAUAGGCUUAGAGGUGGCCUGGACGCGAUGCACUCGGACGGCGAGCCGGCACCAUUGAACAUAUUCUUUGGCGCGGGUCCCUAUACAUCCAACAGCAAUCUCGAUUUCGAGUCCCUACACGCCCUCUGCCGCCAGGCGGCGGACUCGUAUGCAGACGCCUUGAUUCUGACAGGUCCCUUCAUCGAUAUCGAUCAUCCUCUCAUCUCCACCGGCGAUUUUGACCUCCCGGAGGAUGUAGCCAUCGAUCCCGAUGUGGCAACGAUGGCCACCAUAUUCAAGUACUUCAUUUCCUCGGUGUUGAAUCGGCUCGUGGCAUCGAACCCGACCAUCACUAUCCUCUUGGUCCCGUCUGUGCGUGAUAUCAUCGCGAGGCAUGUGUCGUGGCCACAGGAACCCUUUCCCAGAAAGGAUCUAGGGUUGGUUAAAGCAGUGCGGAUAAUUGGGAACCCGAUGACUCUAUCCAUUAACGAGAUGGUGCUCGGGAUCUCCUCUCAGGACGUCCUUUGGGAUUUGCACCAACAGGAGCUUACGGGCGGACGGCCGAUCGAUCCCGAUCCGCUCUCGAGGGCCUCCAGAUACUUAAUCCAGCAGAGACAUUAUUUCCCUGUCUUCCCUCCGGCAGAUCGGCAGAAGCUAUCAGAGGCCGGUGCAGCAGAGGGCCUGCCGAUCGGUGCCGUGCUCGAUACGAGCUACUUGAAACUCGGCGAAAUCAUUGAUGUGAGACCUGACGUCCUGAUUUUACCAAGUGCCCUUGCCCCCUUCGCAAAGGUCGUGGACAGUGUCCUGGUUAUUAACCCGGGCUACCUUUCGAGGGCGGAGAGCAAUGGGACAUAUGCUCGCAUGGUUCUGUAUCCGCCCAAGCUGAUGACCCAGCAACUAAGCAGUGGGGGCAUGGCUAGUCACAGGGUAUUCGAGAGAGCCAGAGUCGAGAUUGUGAGAAUAUAG
Durotheca rogersii is the source of this 2034-nucleotide messenger RNA. Its product is annotated as DNA polymerase alpha, subunit B. Gene Ontology annotation, molecular function: DNA binding. The transcript has 4 exons. The coding region runs from base 1 to 2034 and encodes 677 amino acids. The record is from RefSeq and is a predicted model, not a curated record. Gene Ontology annotation, cellular component: alpha DNA polymerase:primase complex. Lineage: Eukaryota; Fungi; Ascomycota; Sordariomycetes; Xylariales; Xylariaceae. Gene Ontology annotation, biological process: DNA replication initiation; DNA replication.